This is a messenger RNA of Brachypodium distachyon (stiff brome), 1616 nucleotides long. RefSeq lists its product as uncharacterized. The transcript is spliced from 11 exons. Lineage: Eukaryota; Viridiplantae; Streptophyta; Magnoliopsida; Poales; Poaceae. The coding region runs from base 99 to 1307 and encodes 402 amino acids. The record is from RefSeq and is a predicted model, not a curated record.
UCCGCUAGUUUCCCUUCCCAGGCCGGCUGCUGAGCUGGGCAACCGCUGUGCCGUGCCGUGCGGUUGCUUCCCACGCGCGUCGCCUCCGAUCCCCAUCCAUGGCGGCGCCGCCUUCUACCUCCUCCUCGCCGUCCGGGGAGAUCGCCGUCGAGAGGUCACCAUCCAGCUUCGGUGGCGGCGACGCGGCGCCCUCUAGGCUCGAAUUGCUUAGCAUGGUGAAGAAACACUCGCAUUUGAUUGGAUGGACGGUCGUUGAGGCUGAAGAUGAUGCAUCCGAUGUGGAAAUGGACGAUAAAUUCUGGCAUGAAAUGCUUGAUCUUUUCUUUGUGCGUGGUAGGGUGUCAAAGAGCAGAGAAGAGGACGACCUCGUCUUCUUUGUCAAUAGCAUGAAAACACAUGGUUUCGAAGAUCCACCUCCAUUUUUUGUGCGGAGAUGGGCUCCUAAGCUUGAAAAGCUCAUCAAUGUUAGUGCGUCUGAGAUUGAUUGGGAACGUUCCUUCUAUUUGAAUUUAGUCGCUCACACAUCAUAUACUGUCACAGUUGCAAUAUGCAGCAUUGGGGAUCUUCGCAAUCGUGCAGAGAAAAGCAAGCGGUUGCCUCCAGUUUAUAAGGUUUCCAAAACUGUAUAUGCAUCCCCUACCCGUGUAAAUUUCCGACUUGAUCGAAGGAAGGCUGUAGAAACAGUACCUGCAUAUCCCAACAUUUGUUUCUCAGUUGAUGACUUCGAUGACCCUUUUGAUGCUGUGGUUUUAUCAGAUCCUGAACACUGCUAUUGUGUGAUUCUGAAUGCGCAUGAUGGGGCAGCCUUUCCUGAAGAAACUAAGUCAAAAAAUGACAGUUCAAAUAUACAAUGCGGAGCAAACUCCGGGAGCAACCAAGUGAACCCACCAAAGAGAACUCUCUUCUCAGGCUAUGUCAGCUACCAAAAUGUCCGUGAAGCUUAUGAUGCUGGCAAAUCCAAAUUUGGGAGCUUCCUAUCACUUGGGCAAGACAAUACUAAACCUGAUAAACUUUUUAUGCGGGGCCCUGAAGGACGUGGUGAAGUUGAAGUUGCUGUUUCUGGGAUUGCAGAUCAGAGCCAUGAGAGAUCGAAGAAAGAUCCAGGAGACAAUUUCCGAGUCCUUGUUCAUAGGGCGGCUUCUGCUGCAUCAAAGCUAGCAAAGCAUGCCUAUGAAGCUGCAUCUGCCAACAAACGAUUGGAUGAUGAGCUUCUGCCACUGAAGUGUUGCUUGAUGUCAGUUUCUCUUCCCUGGGACUAUAUCGCUCACGACCUGUUGCACAAGGAAACGCCUCCACUGGACUUCUGAAACUACCAUUCCAUUGGUCUGCUUUCAUAAUGAUCGUGCAAAGUUUGUGGCUGGGUAUCAGAUGCUAGCAGAGGGAAGCUGAGUUAUGAUGUAUAUGUGUACUUUAAUAGACCAAAAACCUGUAGAGUUUGCACUUCCCUGUGUGCAGAUCUAGUAGAGCUAGGGAAUGUAAAUAUACUAGAUGCGGCGGUGCACCCCUGACGCAAGCUCCUUGUCUUCUCCUGGAUUUGUUGGACCCCAUCGUUACCAAAGUAUUAGCGUUCUAAAUAUAAAAGUGACUGUUGGAUUUCCAUUAACCAAAAUCCAAAA